AUGAUGGAGGACGAGGGUCCGCGUGUUGUAGAUUAUUUUGUGGUGUCUGGUCUGAGCGAAGCGUCCGCUCCAUUGGGUCAGGAUGUCGUGUUUGAUGACGCGUGUCAUAAAGCAGCUCAGAUCAAACUGCCCAUCACAGAUGUGAUUGUGUUGAUGCGAUCUAUAGGCGAAGAUGUUCCUCCAGGUUACACGUGUGUAGAGAGCACACCAUCAGGCCUGUCCGCUGAUCUAAACAACGGCAGUCUGAUGGCACCCCAAUUUUACAUUUGCUACAGACGAGGACGAGACAAAGCACCUCUCACAGACCUGGGAGUUAUUUAUGAAUGGAAAGAGAAAGUAAAGCAAGGACAUCAUGUCAUUCAGAAGACACCGUACGGACGCCCGGCAAACCUGAGCGGCACUUCAUCUCAACGCAUCUACAUCACAUAUCAGCGAGCAACGGAGAGCCCUGCGCCCGUCUGUAUCACAGACAUCUGCAUCAUCAUACCUGGAAAAGGAGAGAAAAACCCUCAUAGGUUCUGUAAAAUAGACAAGAAUCUCAGCAGCAGUAUGUGGGGUUCAGCUGUAUAUCUUUGCUACAAGAAGUCUGUGAUGAACACCAACUCUGUUGCUUAUAAAGCAGAAAUGCUGAGUCGAUAUCCCGAAGAAGACUACGUGUCGUUUUCUCUGCCUGAAUCUGUCCCCAUGUUCUGUCUGCCGAUGGGCGUUUCAGUGGAGCGCUGGACGCCUCACGUCAAGUACCUGCUGCCGACCUACUCUACAUUUGUGUUGACCGGAGCAUCAGGGGCGAAGGUGUACGGUGCAGCGCUGCAGUUCUUUGAAGUGUAUCCAGAAGAGCGUUUAACAGACCAUCAGAGAAAACAGCUCAACAUGACGGACUCCAAAUCCUGUUCCAGAGCCCACACGAGCUCACCUGCAGCAUCAGGAAUCAUUCACGCUAAUAAAUGCAUCUGCGUUCUGUCUCACUGGCCGUUCUUUGACGCUUUCAAGAAGUUUCUGACGUUCCUCUACCGUUACUCUGUCUCUGGACCUCACGCUCUGCCCAUUGAGAAACACAUCUCACACUUCAUGCACAAAGUUCUGUUUCCGAGCGCACAGAGACCUCGCAUUCUCCUGCAGUUAUCUCCUCAUGACAGCGUGUUGUUCAGUCGGCCGGUCCUCUGUCCUUUACCUCUGAGUGGUGGUCGGUUCUGUACUCUUCUGAAGCACUUGGGUCCUGAGAACACAAUCUCUGUGUUGUUGUUUGCUCUGACGGAGCAGAAGAUUGUGAUGCACUCGACACAAGCGGCCGUCCUCACCAGCGUCGCUGAAGCUCUGCUGUCUAUGCUCUUCCCGUUGCAGUGGCAGUGUCCGUAUAUCCCUCUGUGUCCUCUCUCUCUGUCGGGUGUUCUCAGCGCUCCCUGUCCAUUCAUUGUGGGUGUGGAUUCACGAUACUUCGACAUCUAUGAACCGCCGCUGGAUGUUAUAUGUGUGGAUCUGGAUACAAACAAUUUCUUUCACACGGAAGAAACACCAACUCUGACACUGAAGAUCCUGCCAAAGAAAGCCAGAAAAAAACUUCUGAAUGCCCUCAAAGAUCUCUAUGUGGAGAUAUCUGAUGGACACAGAGAUGAUGGAUUGUUAGAUUUAUUCAUGUGUGAUCUGGAGCUCAGCAGUGGACGGACUUUACAGACGGUGGAGCUUAACGUUCAAGAGGUGUUUCUGUGCUUCAUGGCUGAUAUUUUAAAGGGUUACAGGAGCUUUCUGAGACCCAUCAUCAACGUUCCUUCAGAUACAGCCACAGACGCCACAUCACUGUUUGAUCUACAGGGGUUCGUGAGGCAUCAGGACUCCUCAAAACAAACGUUUUAUUCUUUGUUGACAAAAACUCAGAUGUUUAUGCGGUUUAUUGAGGAGCGUUCGUUUGUCAGUGACAGAGAUGCCAGUCUGGCUUUCUUUGAUGAAUGCGUUGAGAAGCUUCAAGGCACAGAGCAAAACAGUGAUGGAAAGGAUAAGAGUCGACUGAUUGAAUUGGAUAAAUCUUACUGUAGUGAACACACAGUAUUUAUCGGCCCACCUGAACUGCCCACCUCACCUGACGGAGAUGAAAACCUGCUGAGCUACAGUUAUGGGGGCUUUCCGUUGUUAAGAAAUGAAUUGUUUGAUCAUGUGGUCGACUUUCCAACCAGCACUAAACAGACACUAAUCCACAAAACCUGUCAGACACAAACCGAUUCAACACUCAGACGGACCAAACAGGAAUUGAAGUGGGCACAGAAGACGGCUCACAAAUAUUCCGCCGAACCUCAUCUGUGGUCCAGACGUCUGCUGUCCUGUUCAUUCGGCCUGUGGUUCAUCUGUCUGCCAGCGUACAUCAAAGUGUGUCCUUCAAAAACACGGUCGCUACACGCCGCAUACGACACGCUGAGAAAGAUGAGAGAGAGAACACUGCAGCCUCCGGAUGAGGUGUGUUAUCGUAUUGUGAUGCAGUUGUGCGGUGAGUACGGUCAGCCCGUGUUGGCUGUCAGGGUUUUGUCUGAGAUGAGAAAGGCCGGCCUUCAUCCUAACGCCAUCACUUAUGGAUGUUACAACAAGGCCGUGUUGGAGAACGUCUGGCCGUCCGGCACUCGAGGAGGAUAUUUCCUCUGGUCUAAACUGAGAAAUGUGAUUAUGGCCAUCGCUCACUUGAAAAGUGGCCUGAAGAAACAGACGCACGUUACUUUGACUCACAACUCUUGUACAGAGACUGUCAGUGAUCACAGAUCUCCAUCACGUCUCACACAAACCCGCUCCGCAUCGCCACCACUUUCCUGUGACAAUCCAUCCCAUCAUAACGCCGGACUGCUGUUCUCAUCGUCUUUAGAAGACAUCGGUGUGGUCAACAGCCGUUCAUGUAGAUGUCAUCACAGAUCUGAUGACAGGUCUGGUGUUCAACACGCGUGCCGUGACAGCUUACACAACACGAGAGCAAAGACUCACAACCAGGACUCCAGAGAUCCAGACUCGAUCCCCAUCUUUGCCUUUGAGGAUCUGGAUUUAGACAGCACAACAGAUGUAGAGGUGAUGUGGACUAACAGCGGUCGCUCUGAAACUCGACGUGCUUCCAGACGGAUGGAUGUGAAGAAGGGUCGUGACCCUCUUUCACUGCUGGCCUCAGAGUUUGAGGAGGAUACAGAAUCUUUGGGUCAAGACACCGUCUGCAGUCCGUCUGUCAGCCGUCACCUGGCAGAAGAGAUUGAGAUGUACAUGAAACACUCCUUCAGUCCGCUGAGCAGCCGAGCGCCGAGUGUUGACCUCGGUGUCGUGUCAAAUCACAGCCCGCGCCUGAUGUCUGCAUCUCCAAACUCAUCUGUGGGGAUUGAUUCUCUCCUCCCUCCAUCACUGGAUGUUCUCAAGAGCAGCGUCAUGUCUGCAGGACGAGAGGUGGCUGAGAGAGCCAGUCGAUGGUAUUCACAGUUUGCUAAAGACAGUGAUUCAGACAAACAGGACAUGUUGUCAUCUGUGAAACAGAAUGAUGCUGAAGAUGAAGAGCACUAUGUGACAUCAUCAUCUGGUGGCCAAUCGGCUUCACCAGAACACUCAUCAGCUUGUAUUUUUACACGGCGGGACUGGACGUGUUCAGAUGAUUCUGAUAACAGAGACCACAACUGUGCGAUGGAGGUGCUGAUGGCGAGCUGCUCGCGCUGUCAGACGUGUGAUUGUCUGGUGUAUGAUGAAGAGAUCAUGGCCGGCUGGACAGCAGAUGACUCCAAUCUCAACGCUUCAUGUCCAUUCUGUGCAAACACUUUCCUUCCCUUCCUGAACAUAGAGAUCAGAGACCUCAGACAGCCCGGAAGGUUGUUUCUGAAAAGCAGUCCAUCAGAGAAGAUGCUGGAUCCCUUCACAACAACGUCAACAUCAGCUCCUCAUGACAGCAACAGACAGACGAAUCCAGAGACACAAAACCUUCAGACCUGUGGAACCUUCAGCCCUGUGGAGGAAUCCAUUAGAUCCGUUGCUACGGAUCGGUUGAGUUUAUCCUGGCGUCUGCAUCAUCCAGAGCCGGUGACGGUACAGUAUCUCAGUCCACUGGUGCUGUGGAAAGAACUGGAGAGUUUAAUAGAGAAUGAGGGCAGUGACAUCAUCUGUCAUUCUUCUGUUGUGGAUAAACAUCCCAUCAUCUACUGGAACCUUGUGUGCUACUUCACACGACUUCAGUUACCCAGCAACCUGACGGGACUCAUACUGACCUCAGAACACUGCAACAGAGGAUCACAGAUUCCUCGUGAUUGGAUGUCUGAGGACAGCAGAUAUGUUGAUGUUCAGCUGCUCUGGGACAACAUUAAACUUCACAGAGAUGAAGUUCAGCCUCUUUAUGUUCUGUGGAACACACACUCGGCAGGUCUCAGGUAUCCCGUGAGUCAGGCUGAUGCGGAGCGAGUGUUUGAUGAAGAUCUCCUGCACAACAUCAUUCACAGCAUUGAGAGAAAUGAUCUUUAUUCUCCUGUGUGUCUGAUGUUACCACCUGCAGACCGACCUCAGCGAGAGAGGAGUUUAUACAGGGAGCUUCUGUUUCUCUGUCGAGUCAGUCUGGGUGAAGAUAACAUUGACAUCGAUGCGUUUGAUCGAGAGUAUGAGUCAGCGUAUGAGCGACUGACUCCAGAUCAGAUCAGACGGGCUCAUGGGUGUGAUCGACCGCCCGGCAUGACUGUCACAGAGUGUAGAAAGACGUUUGGAGAGCCGUACCUGCGUCUGUAA
Molecule: messenger RNA, 4716 nt
Organism: Triplophysa dalaica
Lineage: Eukaryota; Metazoa; Chordata; Actinopteri; Cypriniformes; Nemacheilidae
Product: C-myc promoter-binding protein-like
Exons: 30
Coding region: 1-4716 (1571 amino acids)
Biological process (GO): regulation of Rab protein signal transduction
Cellular component (GO): cytoplasmic vesicle
Molecular function (GO): protein binding
Source: RefSeq, a predicted model, not a curated record